Messenger RNA from Gambusia affinis (western mosquitofish), 3461 nucleotides. RefSeq names its product endonuclease domain-containing 1 protein-like. The transcript is spliced from 5 exons. NCBI's taxonomy places the organism in Eukaryota, Metazoa, Chordata, Actinopteri, Cyprinodontiformes, Poeciliidae. Gene Ontology annotation, molecular function: metal ion binding; hydrolase activity; nucleic acid binding. Bases 123 to 950 code for a protein of 275 amino acids. The record is from RefSeq and is a predicted model, not a curated record.
UGCUGAAGUAAUUCCACAUGUUUUCAUCAACCACUCUCCUGACGGCUAAAUACACAGUAAUUUGCUUUUUCCCAUCUUUCCAGGGCAGCUGACACUCCUGGUUUUAUCACCUUCUACUCAGAAUGCAAACUUUGGCAGCUUUAUGUGCUCUUUUGUCUCUCCUCUUUUCUGCUCAUGCAGAUGUUGUGGAGCGUUUUGAGGCUGUGCCAGAAUGCAUGACUUACUUUUAUAAGGCAAAGGUGCCAGAAUGGGGAGCGUCCACCCCAGGCGCUGCCUGUCUGUGUCAGCGCUUCGUCAACAGGUUUCAUUUUGCCACACUGUAUGACACCAACCAUCGCAUUGCUGUCUAUUCUGCAUAUCAGUUUGAGCCCAGCAGUGGAGGUGGCAGGGAGAAGAGGUGGUUUGUGGAGCCUCAGCUGGUGAAUGACAGCUGGCAAGCUGAGAUGAAGGAUGGAUACUGGCUGGGGAAGGACUACCCCGAUGUCUACCUCGGAGAGAAACAAGCUCUGAACGAGGACUACACAAACUCUGGCUUUGACCGUGGUCACCUCAACCCUAACGGACACCAUUCAGUGCCCAGUCGUAAUGCCACGUUAACCCUGACCAAGCCCAAAAUGAAUCAAGAUGCCUGGAGGAUCCAUGAGUCUGACCUCACCACUCUUUUCCUUGAAAAGUGCUCAAAGGCCUACGUCCUGGUUGGUGCUGUCCCUUCAGCAGACAACUGGAUUGUCAAAAACAACGUGAAGCGCGUCAACAUCCCAGACUACGUGUGGAAUGCCUACUGCUGCGUGGACAACAACGACCAGCCCAUUCAGAGUGGCGCUGGUACCGCCAGAAACACAGAAGAGAACCAUGUUGUAAAACGUUCACUGGAUGAACUGGGUGCCUUCCUGCAGCAGUUUUCCAAUGAACCAGUAGGGCAGCUGUUUUACAACAACUGUAGAGCAUAAAUAAUAGGCAGCUGAAAAUCUUAAUGUGGUUCCCCAAUGUUUUAGAUUCCAAACUAUAUAUUUGAACAACCAGCCUGAAAUCAAACUUCUGCAGUUGCCUGAUCCUGAUCAUUUUUUUAAUGGGGCCAGGGUUUACCAGCAUUCACACAAACUCACAUUACAAUCCAAUUUAAAAUUAGAUUGCAUUAGAUACAAAACUGGUUAGCACAUCUUGAGUAACAGUGACCCAACAUAGAUCAAAAGUAAUUAAACGUAUUCAAUUAACACUACAUUUCAAUGGCUUUAAUGGCAAACAUAUUUUUUAAUUAUAUUAAAAAUUAAGUAUUAGUGGUUUUUCUUUCACACUGAUGCUAAAUUUGGUAUCAAUUGUUUAUUCAAUUAUGACAUACACAACAAAUAGGAAUUAAAGUAUUUAGAAUGGAAAUCAGAAAUAUUAGGCAUAUUUUGGCAUAAUUACAACCACUAGAUGGCAGCAAGGUGUCUCCAGUUUGAUUCUUUAUACAUGUGGAAUUUGCAUCAAGAGCUUCUGAUGGACAUCAGCUUGAUGUGAAUUCAUAGCAAUAUUCUAAAAAGGGUUAAAGCUAAUGAAACAACCAUUUACCUAUUUAGCAAGAAUCAAAAUUAAUAAAAGCAUGUUUCAUUGGACUUUUAUGACUGAUAGUUUGUGUCUAUCUUGUAACUUGCACAGUCAGACGCCAGUAGAAAAUACAGUUUUCCACUGGCGUCUGGAAAACUGUAUUUUCUCUGAACCUUUAUAGAGGUUCAGAGUUACUAUCUAUACAUUUUAUUCUUAAUGUCACUGAGCACAAGCCCAACAGGCUCAGGUCUGCUUCAUAAGACAGGAAAGAAGAUGGUGGCUGCACAAAUAUGUUUCUGAAACAAUCCAGCACACAUGAUGUUGGCUGACAAACUGGGCAUUGAUUGGUGUCCCCAGGUGUUGUAAAAUUUGAGCUAAACCAAAACACGUAGAGGAGUACAUGAAAAACAUGAUGAAAUAUAAUAUAAACAAAGAAUUACAGCAAAGCAUGAAGAGCACAGAAUGAAAACUUUGCAGGAUGUGAACCAGCAAUGAAUAAUGAAAAAGAGAGCUUAAAUGCAUAGAAAAGGAUUUAUUACAUCAUAGUCAGGUGAGUCUAAUCAAGGAAAUAUUGAACUUUUGUGAGAGAUGAAACCAAAGCGAUACAUGCGACAUGAUCUCCUAUUUAUUCAUCAAAUUUGAAAAUGUUGGAAACUGUUUCACACAGUCUGCUGCUUUUUUUCUUUGGAAUGGCCUUUAUUUUCUUCAUUCAACUUCCUUAAAUCUGCAAAUUUCUUCAGAAAAGAGUUAUUUGUCUUGUACAUGACCAAAGAUGUUUUUCCUGUUAAUCUUGGACUUUUUAUGUAUUUGACGUAUUGCUUCUCAGGCUGGAAAAAACCCUACAGACAAACUGAAUUAAUUUUUGUAAAGAAUUGUGUGCUGAAGUUUUAACUUAUUGUGGAUUUUAAAUUUAUUCUUCCUACAUCUAAUACAUAAUUUGCAUUCCAUGGACAGGACUGGUUUACAAAUUUUCUAUAUGGUUGAGGUUGGAUAUUUGGAGGUUAUUUUAAAUACUGGAUGCCAGGCAGAGGAAAAAUCUGAGACACCUUUUGUAAAACUUGGAUGAGAAGUUUUGACAGGUGACCUCCAGAAGAAUGGUCUUGUUGGUUAUAAGCUCUACAUACUACUACAAACAACUGUUUGACAGGAAGUCAAAUGGUUGCUAUUCUCUGCCACGUGCAUCCAGCAUCCUCUGAUUUUAAUUUUAAAAUAUAACUAACAAGGAAAGAAUCUUUUUUUUUUUUUACUUAAUGGGUACAAAAGGCAGAAUAGCCUCAGCGAAUUCAAAAUUUGAUUUGCAUACUCUGUCUUGCUGUGGAAACAAAUUGUUUGUCUGUUGCACCUGCAAUUCUGCCUGCUCAGGUGGUUGCAGCUGCUGCAGUUGCUCAGCAUCCUUGGAGUGUGGUAGUGCUGCUGGUAUUGCACUACAUAGACGUUUCUCAUGUAAGUUUCUCUACCCUGAUCUUGGAUUAGAGGUGAACUUUCUGCUUGGUUUGCAGUAUUGUAAUUUGGCACCUCUCGUUUGUCCGUAGUUAGUGAUUCUGAAAUAAGAAGAAAGUUGUUGUAUCAUGCAUCCUUCAAGACUGUUGCAUGUCUACAUCACUUAAGGUGUUGCGAAAAUGAAAAAGUUCUAAACAAUAGAUCACGCGCUUGCCUCCAGAAUUUCAGGAUAUGUGCUGAAACAUCUUUAGGAAAAAAUUUAGUGAAAGUCUAGAUACCUUCAAUUUAAAGCUUCUACGUUUAAAUUGAACAUAGAAGGUUCAAAACAUUAAUUUUUUGGCUACUGGCAUUUACUAUAUAGUUUUGACUUCUAAGAAUAUAUUUUUAUGACAUCAGCAGGUUUUUCCAUGAGGUGAGGUUUUUUUUUAAGAAUUGCGAUAUAGGUGACCUAUAAAAAACAUUAAGAUAUCCAUACAAUUGGUGAAUAUAUUUAA